AUGGUACCCAGAAUUUGUGAUUUUGGUCUAUCAAGAUGCCUUGAUAAAGGUCAGACCCGUUUAAUUACUAAAAGCCGGUGUGGAACACUGGGAUAUAUGGAUCCAGAGUACCUCAGAUCAGGAAGAACCACAUUUGCGUCAGACAUAUACAGUCUUGGCACUGUAAUCUUGGAGAUACUAACUGGAGUGAAGCGGUAUCUCGAAGAGGAGACCGUAGUUCAAAGUUGGAUGAUUCGGUUGGAGGCAUCAGUGGGGGACAUGCAGUUGGAACAAGUGAGAGUAUGCUAUAAGAUAGGUAUAGAAUGCAUGAACCUGGACCCAAAGAAGAGACCAGUUGCACACCAUAUAAUUGAUAGGCUUGACAAUAUGGCAAGUGCUGACUGUUCAUAUGAAACUGGCACCAACAGUUCAUUAGUUGAGCUGCAUCCGAGUUUAUCAAGUGAACAAUUGGGAGGAAGGCUCGCAACCGAGAGACUCCGCAAAGCGGAUGCCGAGGAACACUCUAAAAUAUUGGAAGAUUCAUCAUGCGGAGCCCAAGAUACAAAGCAAAAGGCAAACCAGCAUAUUGCAAACAUUUUAAACUCUAUCUCAACCGUCUUCAACAAGCUGAACAAUUUGGACAUCUUUAACAGCAAAGCACGCAUGUGUUUCAAUAGAAACUUCAUGCGACAUAGAUUAGAAGAAUCAGCUACUAUAAUGAUCUUUGCAAAGGACGAACUCAAGCCAGUACUCAGGAAUAGCAAUUUGAUUGGGAAAGGUCCUUUUGAUGAAGUUUACAAGGGUGUGGUUGAUAAUGCACAGGUCGCAGUUAGGAAACUAUAUAAUGGUAAUGCCAUAAUGGAUGACCAAUUUGCAAAUGAGAUCAUCAUCUGGUCUCAAGUCAACCACAAAAACAUUGUUAGGCUCAUAGGUUGUUGCCUGGAAAUGGAUACCCUCAUCUUAGUAUACGAGUUUGUCCCCCGAGGAAGCCUUCAUGACAUUCUUUACAGCAACAACAAGGUGUCUCUCAGCCUGGAUGUGCGUCUAACUAUUGCUGCAGAAUCAGCACAGGGUCUAGCUUAUCUGCAUUCGCAAGCUUUUAACCAAAUUCUGCAUGGCCGCAUUAAACCAGCGAGUAUACUCUUGGAUGAUUACUUUACACCAAAGAUCUCAGACUUUGACCUGUGGGGGCUGAAUGUGAGAGAUGAGGAUCCAGUGUACAUCGUUGACAUGUCUUAUGCAGAUCCACUAUACAUGCAAACGGGCCUGCUGACCGAGAAAAGUGAUGUCUACAGUUUUGGAGUUGUGAUCUUAGAGCUCAUAAGCAGGAAGGAGGCCUGUCGUUCUGCUAAUAACAGCCUAGCGAGAAGUUUCCUUGAGGUUCACGAAGAAAGGAAGAAAGCAACCGGGCUGUUUGACAAGGAAAUUGCAGUAACAACACGAGAUUUCGAGCUUCUUGACUGUCUUGCAGAGAUUGCAGUGGAAUGUCUUGACCUUGAUGUGGACCAAAGGCCCACGAUGAUAGAACUUGCGGCACGCCUUCUCAUACUGAACCGAUCUCGUAGGUCAAGGGUUGUUCACCAACAAGUUUGA
Molecule: messenger RNA, 1572 nt
Organism: Triticum turgidum subsp. durum (durum wheat)
Lineage: Eukaryota; Viridiplantae; Streptophyta; Magnoliopsida; Poales; Poaceae
Source: the annotation of a GenBank genome assembly